Molecule: messenger RNA, 639 nt
Organism: Cooperia oncophora
Lineage: Eukaryota; Metazoa; Nematoda; Chromadorea; Rhabditida; Trichostrongylidae
Source: the annotation of a GenBank genome assembly
AUGUCGAAACGGCGUUUCAAUCCAUCGGAGGAGGAGAAGAUUCCAAUAGUAGAGAAAUUGUAUAGGCAAAAUCAACCCUCGUUCAAUGCAGCUGGUGGUUUUAUGGACGAUGACGAUGAGUAUGAAGAACGACGCGAGAAAAUAAGCCAGUCGAGACAGCAGAGAGCGGAUGCAAAGUUUGCCAACCAAGAAUGCCCCGAUACCUGCAUUAAGUGCAAGCGACCGAUGUUCGACUCAUGGUUGUGGGAACGAUACAGCCAUCCCGUGUGUGACGGCUGCAGGGACGAUUUGGGUGAACAUAAAUUGAUUCCUCGAACUGAGGCGAAAUCAUUUUACUUGCUAAAGGACUGUGAUCUGGAUCUACGGAAACCAGUACUACGCUACUGGGCAAAAAAGAAUCCUCAUAAUCCACGUUAUGGUGACAUGAAGCUGUAUCUGAAAUGUCAGGUAGUUGAGCGGAUGCUUGAAAUUUACGGUAGUUGGGAGGAAUUCGAAGCGGAGAAGAAAUUGCGCGCUACACAAAAAGAAACUAGAGCCGAGAAAAACUUUGAGAAGAAGGUCAAGGAAAUGAGGCAGCAUGUAAGUUACGCUGUUCGAUAUUGUAUUUUGGCAAGUGUUUUGGAAAUUAGCUUUGGAUGA